AUGAAGUUCCUCGCCGGUGUUUCCCUUCUUGCCUCCUUGGUCAGCGCUGCGUCUCUCGCAAGACGUGCCGAGCCUCUUGAUGUUCAGCUUCAGAUGGUCGGUAACACCGCUGUCAAGGCCACAAUCAAGAACACCGGAUCCGACAGCCUGAAGGUGUUCAAGACUGGCAGCUUCCUGGACAGUUCCCCUGUUGAAAAGGUUCAGGUCUUCAAGGGAGAGACCCAAGUUGCCUUCGCUGGCAUCCGUCUCCGUGUGAGCACCCAGAACCUUGACGAAGACGCCUUCCACAUCAUCGAGGCUGGUGAGACCAUUGAAGCCCUCUUCAACAUUGGUGAGCUGCAUGACCUGAGCGAGGGUGGCGAGUACAACGUCGUUGCCAGCGGUGCAGUAUCUUAUGCUGCACUCGACUCCACCAUCAUCGAGGGCGUCGUACCGUACACUAGCAACUCCAUCUCCGCCAAGGUCGAUGGCGCCGAGGCUGCUGAGGUGCAGAGGCGCUUUGUUGAAAAGCGAACUACGGUUCAAUCCGACUGCACUGGCAGCAAAAGGACCGCUCAGAUUACUGCUCUGAACAACUGCGUCUCUCUUGCUCGAGCGGCUGCUUCCGCUGCCACAUCCAACACGGCCAAGGUCACCGAAUACUUCAAGUCUACUUCUGCCUCCAGCACCCUUGUCACUGUCUUCAACCGGGUUGCCUCCGAGUGCGGCACUAGUGGUGGCGUGUCUAAGCAAUACUGCACAGAUGUGUACGGCGCAUGCAGCAGCAAUGUCUUGGCAUACACCUUGCCCUCAGGCUCAUACAUGGUCUCGUGCCCCUUGUACUUCAGUGCUCUUCCCGCUUUGACCAAAUCGUGCCAUGCUCAGGACCAGGCCACUACUACCCUCCACGAGGUGACUCACUUGUCUCAGAUCAAGGGCACCCAGGACCUGGGCUACGGCUACAGUGCCGCUACCAGACUCUCUGCGUCCCAAGCUCUGAACAAUGCUGACAGCUACGCUCUGUUCGCCAACGCCAUCUACGCUGGCUGCUAA
Neoarthrinium moseri is the source of this 1032-nucleotide messenger RNA. RefSeq lists its product as uncharacterized. The transcript is spliced from 3 exons. Gene Ontology annotation, molecular function: metalloendopeptidase activity. NCBI's taxonomy places the organism in Eukaryota, Fungi, Ascomycota, Sordariomycetes, Amphisphaeriales, Apiosporaceae. Bases 1 to 1032 code for a protein of 343 amino acids. Gene Ontology annotation, biological process: proteolysis. The record is from RefSeq and is a predicted model, not a curated record.